AUGGCUUCCAAUCAGAGCUCCGAUGGCCUCUCUGCCAUAGACAGCCUGCGGAAGCUCGAGACCGACGCCGAGGUCUUGCGCAGGGAGGCUCACAACAUGGACCAGGCAGAACUCCUACGGAAUCAGCAGGCCCUGCAGAGGAGACUUUCGCUGUUGAGCGACCACCUUCAAAGACCUGCCACUAUACAUUCUAUCGAAGUGCACGGCGCAAAGAACACUCGGAAAGGCUUCCUGGAUCCUCUUUUUGUGCCGCUUGUCGACAGUCAGCGCAAUGCUGCAACGACGCUGGGCGAGGUCCUGGCCGGCAUACAAGAGGUUACGGACAAGCUGGGGCGAUUUGAGAUCUUCCAGGCCGAACCAGCAGUUUUCCUGUCUGAUGCUCGAGAAUCCAGUCCGCAUGCCGCAGGUACCGACAUCGAUGUCUCAAUACGUGUUGCCGAGAAGUCCCGAUUUCUCCUGAAGACCGGCACCGAGCUUGGCAACACUGAGGGCUCCGGUUACAUCAACCUGUUAUGGAGGAAUAUGUUUGGUGGGGCUGAACAGCUGUCCGUCAACACGAGUGCUGGAACACGAACACGAUCGGCCUACAGCGCCUCUCUCUCUGCCCCUGUCAAGGGCAAUCCCGAUGUUCGCCUCUCGGUGGAAGGUCUGUCGUCCGACACGCAAAAAACCUGGGCAAGCCAUGAGGAGGUCUCCAAGGGCGCCACAGUGCGAACUGCAUGGCUCUCCCAAACACGCGAUCUGCACAACCUGGCCUACUCCAGCACAUGGCGGCAGAUUACUGGUCUCAGCGCUGCAGCCUCGCCCACCGUCAGGGCGGAUGCUGGCGACAGCAUGAAAAGCUCCAUUACGUACACAUUCACCCGCGACCGCCGAGACAACCCGAUGCUGCCCCAGAGCGGCUAUCUGGUGAAGGCGAUUACGGAGCUGGCGGGCGUUGGACCCCUGCGGGGCGAUGUCGCGUUCUCAAAGUCAGAGUUCGAGAUUGCAGGAGCUAUGCCAGUGCCGCUGCCUGGAGUGAGCAGCAGCAGCCAGACGGGCAUCUCGAUCGGGGGCGGCCUGCGCUUCGGUGCUCUCUGGCCCCUCCCUCUAGGCUGGUCUCCCAAGGGCGAGAUUAUACCGAGUCUGAUUAACGACCGCUUCCAGCUCGGCGGUCCGACCGAUGUGCGCGGAUUCAAGAUUGGUGGUCUGGGCCCCCGAGACGGGAACGAUUCCGUUGGCGGCGAUGUCUAUGCAGCAGGCAGCGUGAAUAUGCUCCUCCCCCUCCCACGGACAGGAGUGGACUCGCCGUUACGACUACAGGUAUUUGCAAACGGAGGCCGUCUGGUUGCACUCGAGAACAGAACAACGGCCAGAGAAAAAGAGAGCAAGGGUCUCGCCAUGGCUCCCAGCGCAGUGAGGAGCGGCAUGAUAAGGGCGCUUGGCGAGUUGGCCAACGGCCUGCCCAGCUUGUCCGCAGGGUUUGGACUGGUCUACGCCGCACAGGUCGCCAGAUUCGAGCUGAACUUCAGUCUUCCCCUUGUGCUGAGACGAGGAGAGCAAGGCCGCAAGGGUCUUUCGGUUGGCGUCGGCAUCGACUUUAUGUGAACGAACGAUGCGAUGGCAGCCUCAGGCAACGAGGCAGUCAUGUGAAAAGGCGAGAAGGCACAAGAUGAAAUUAGCUAAGGGAAGGAGGGAAAAAAUUUCA
Messenger RNA from Cryphonectria parasitica EP155, 1687 nucleotides. RefSeq lists its product as uncharacterized. The record is from RefSeq and is a predicted model, not a curated record. The transcript is spliced from 4 exons. Gene Ontology annotation, biological process: protein insertion into mitochondrial outer membrane. Gene Ontology annotation, cellular component: SAM complex; outer membrane. Lineage: Eukaryota; Fungi; Ascomycota; Sordariomycetes; Diaporthales; Cryphonectriaceae. Bases 1 to 1587 code for a protein of 528 amino acids.